Molecule: messenger RNA, 888 nt
Organism: Exserohilum turcica Et28A
Lineage: Eukaryota; Fungi; Ascomycota; Dothideomycetes; Pleosporales; Pleosporaceae
Exons: 1
Coding region: 1-888 (295 amino acids)
Source: RefSeq, a predicted model, not a curated record
AUGCCCCCCGAUGACCCAAGUCCAGGAGCGAUGCAGACUCAUAUUCCUGAGCGUUCCCGCACGUCAGCCGUAGACACUGGCCUCACCCACUCCCCCGGGCUUCCUGUGGAACUGCGUCUUAAGAUCUACAUGAUAGCGUUCCCCGAGAUGGACCGAUCUGUCGUCUAUGAACGAGACGGAGAAGUCUGCGCCAGGAACCUCGUUGAUAUAGGAGGCAGACAGAACUACAAGACUCGAAUCAGUCGCAGUGGCUGGAGCCUAGUAUUUCUGAUACCUGAACGCAAAUGGUGUCCUUCGCUUUACAUUCGAUCGAGUUUUACGAGCAACUUUGCACGAGAUCCUGCUAUCCGGUCCGAAUUUCUCAACGAGUACCUGAACAAAGUCCAGUUCCAUUGGGCCCAACGCUGGAAACAGGCAUUUAUGCAAGAAAUCGAUGGCCUUCCACAGUUCCUCUCCAUGAUCGCGACAGAAAAUCUCAACGGAGCAUUUCGCCACCUCACUAUCCAUCCCCCUUGGUCGAUAUCACUUGUCGGCCCGCCUCUGCCUGAAGGCGAAGUAGUCUGGCUUGGUCGCGUUUUCAGUACCCUAUGUCAUUACGAAACCAAGUGUGAGCUCAACUUCUUAUUCACGUCACGAUCUUUAAUACCGCUUUUCAACCGCAUAGUCGAAAUCUCAAAGACCAAGUUCCUACGUAGUCAUCACGUCGAACACCCCAAUUCCCAGCGAUCUUACCCACCCCUCCCCAAGAUUGAUAAGAAGACGUUGGAGUUAUUUCUAGAGGAUACGGUGCUGAGGGUGCUGAUGAGAGACUUUCGUGAGGCAAAUGCUGCAGGCGGUGUGCGGACUCGGCCGCACUCAUUGAAAUAUCUUGUUGACUUUAGCAAGUAA